This is a messenger RNA of Rhineura floridana, 3860 nucleotides long. RefSeq names its product tubulin tyrosine ligase like 7 (gene TTLL7). Gene Ontology annotation, molecular function: tubulin-glutamic acid ligase activity; tubulin binding. The coding region runs from base 723 to 3506 and encodes 927 amino acids. The record is from RefSeq and is a predicted model, not a curated record. Gene Ontology annotation, biological process: protein polyglutamylation; microtubule cytoskeleton organization. Gene Ontology annotation, cellular component: cilium. Lineage: Eukaryota; Metazoa; Chordata; Lepidosauria; Squamata; Rhineuridae. The transcript is spliced from 23 exons.
AAGCGUGUUGCCCUGGCAGGCUCCAGAGCAGAUGCUGUCACUGCUGCAGGGGGACGGGUUGGAACUUGACCUACAGACAGGAGGCUAAUUUGCUGUUGGCAUCACCCAGCCUUGCUUUAGAGGAGCCUGCUGGAUCCUCACGCUCCUGAGGAGGAGGAUCACUGCCCUGGGGCGGGGUGAGGACUCGCGGCUUGCAGGUAAAUGCGAGAAAGCCAUUGCAUUAAUUCUACCCCUUUAUAACAACCUUCCCAGCCCCUUGUCACCAGUCUCGGAGGCGGCCUCCCAGAGUGCAUAUUAUAGCACAAUAGAUAUCUUAACCACCCCUUCCAGCUCUUUCCCACCCUAUCAGUGCAAAAAGAAGAAGAAAGGGUGUGUGUGUGAAACUGAUGCUGCAGCAACUAGGAGCGGGUGUCAUCAAAAGGGAGAGAGACCGAACGAGGAACAGAAGCUGCUGCUCAGGAGUCAGCAUCAUUCCCUGGAAGCUGGAGAGCAAAGAAGAACUGAAGAAGGGAGCCCCAUCGGAGAGGACACCGCGAGGGGCCUUCCCAGUGCUCUUCGCCUUUUGUGAAGGAACCUGUUUCAUUUUUGGAACUGGAUUUUGCCACAGUCUUGAACUGCCAUGGUAUGACAAGAGCUUUCAGAGAAUUGGCUUAGAAGGCCUUUACGUUUCCUAAGUGUGUGCAACAGGAUUUGGGCUCUGCUCCUGCAACGUCCCAGUGAUCAUGCCAUCCUUGCCCAGUGAGGGAGAUAACCAAGGGACCUCUUCCCUGACUUUGAGCUCGGACCUGUCCUUCCAAAGCACAAUAAGGAGAAAAGUCAGAGAGAAGAAAAAGCAUGGAGCAAUCACUGCGAAUAUUGCUGGCACAAAAUAUGAGAUUGUACGUGUUGUAAUGGAAGAAAUGGGGUAUGUCAAGACUCGGGAUGACGAUGAGACUGCAAAUCUCAUCUGGAGUGAUUGUGCUGUGCAGCAGGAAAAGAUUGCAGAACUCCGAAACUACCAGAGAAUCAACCAUUUUCCAGGAAUGGGUGAGAUCUGUAGAAAGGAUUUCUUAGCAAGAAACAUGACCAAAAUGAUCAAAUCUCAGCCUCAGGAGUACAGCUUUAUUCCUCGCACGUGGAUCUUCCCAGCAGAGCACACACAGUUCCAGAAUUAUGUGAAAGAACUCAAGAGAAAACGUAGACAGAAAACAUUCAUAGUCAAACCAGCUAAUGGGGCAAUGGGGCAUGGAAUCUCUCUCACAAGAAAUGCGGAAAAGCUGCAUUCUCAAGAACACCUCAUAGUCCAAGAAUACCUUGACAAACCAUUUCUUAUGGAAGGCUACAAAUUUGAUUUGAGAGUGUACAUUCUGGUGACUUCUUGUGAUCCGUUAAAAAUAUUUUUAUAUCAUGAUGGGCUAGUGAGAAUGGGCACAGAGAAGUAUCAUCCCCCCAAUGAAUCAAACCUGAGCCAGCUGUAUAUGCACCUGACCAACUACUCUGUGAAUAAGCAUAACGAGCGUUUUGAACGGGAUGAAACAGAAGAUAAAGGCAGUAAGCGCUCUAUAAAGUGGUUUACUGAGUUUCUGCAAACAAAUCACCUUGACGUUUCCAAAUUCUGGAAUGAUAUUUCAGAAUUGGUGGUGAAGACACUCAUCGUAGCAGAGCCACAUGUCCUUCAUGCUUAUCGUAUGUGUAGACCAGGACAGUCUCCAGGAAGUGACAGUGUUUGCUUUGAAGUUCUGGGGUUUGAUAUCCUGCUGGACAGAAAACUCAAGCCAUGGCUCCUUGAGAUUAACCGAGCCCCAAGUUUUGGUACUGACCAAAAAAUAGACUAUGAUGUGAAAAAAGGUGUUCUGCUGAAUGCAUUAAAGCUGCUCAAUAUAAGGACAAGUGAUAAAAGAAAAAAUUUAGCCAAGCAAAAAGCAGAAGCUCAGAAGAGACUUUAUGGCCAAGGCUCGAUGAAAAGGCUGUCGCCGGUGUCUUCUGAUUGGGAGAAACAGCGUCGUUCCCUGGAAAGGAGGAGAGAGGAGCUGAAAGAGAGACUUGCACAAGUACGCAGGCAAAUCUCCAAAGAAGAAUAUGAAAACAGACACAUGGGAAAUUACAGGCGUAUUUACCCUCCUGAUGAUAAGCUGCUACUUGAAAAAUAUGAGGGCUUGUUAGCCACUGCCUUUCAGACAUUCCUGGCUGGCAGAGCUGCUUCGCUUCAACGGGAGAUGAACAACCCUCUGACCAGGAUGAAGGAAGAAGACAUAUUAGAUCUUCUGGAACAAUGUGAACUGGACGAUGAAAAAUUAAUGGGAAAAUCUGUCAGGACACGUGGACCGAAGCCCCUGUAUUCCAUGCCAGAGAGUGCACAGUUCUUGAAGAAAAACAAGAAUUACAGCAGCGGCAGCAGCUGCGAAAGCAGCAGCGAGAUAUCUGAAUGGGAGGAGGAAGCUGACAAAGAAGAUGAAAAUGCAAAGAAAGAGAGGAAUGUCUCUUUUGACGUGGAGGACAGGAAAUUAAUAGAGCGGUCCAAACUGAAGUCCAACCACCCCUUACACUUUGCAGAGUAUCAAGGUGAACUUUCAGGCAGAAUGUACUGGAAGCAACCUCUUAAAAAAGUCCCAUCUUCCACCUCACCGGCAGGUUAUAUCAGGCGUUCAGUCAGCUGCCCUCGAUCUAUUUCAGCUUUGAAUAUGCAAAUACAAGCCAGUGAAAACCGCCCUUUCUCAGCCAAGACUGUGGUACAGAUCUCUCGUCUGCCUUCUGUGAGUAGGUCACACUCCUUAAACAGAGGUUCACCUGCAGUCAAAAUGUCUCAUUCUGCCAAUCUGGGUACUGUACAUUCUCCUGUGGCUGAAAUGCAGCAGAGAACAAAAGAGCAAGAGGAGUCCCUGACAAAGGAGACCCUGGUCAUUUUCACUGAUAUGAAGAUUCGAUUCCCAGGGAAAACGAAUGAAGAAGCGGAAUUAAUAAUUGAAGAUAUUAUGGAUAACUGGAAAUACCAUAAGUCAAAAGUGGCUUCAUAUUGGUUAAUAAAACUAGACUCUGUAAAACAGCGGAAGGUUUUAGAUAUAGUGAAAGCAAGCAUCCGUUCUGUUCUGCAGCAUAUCUGGAGAGUUUCAGAUGUUGACUGUUUACAUUUGUACCGACUUUUUAACCGUGUGUUUAAUCGCCUGCUGUGGAGUCAUGGCCAAGGGCUGUGGAACUGUUUCUGCAACUCAGGGAGCUCCUGGGAGACGAUAUUCAGUAAAAGCACAGAAGCGGUGACUGCCGAUCAGCUCCAGUGUUGCCAACGAAUAGUAGAACUUUGUAAACAGUGCCUGCUAGUGGUUUACAAAUACGCAACUGAUUCUAGAGGGUCUCUCACUGGAAUUAACCCGGACUGGGAUGACACAAGAAGAAGCAUGCUGCUCCUGCAUUCAACCUGCCGAUGUCUACAAAGGCUGCAGAUGGAAUACAACUUCACAGUUGGAGACCAGAUAUUCACUGCCAGGACCUUUGCAGUUCAUCAUGAAACCUUCCACCGGUUUUGGAUGUAGCUCAUCUGGAAUGACUCGCUCUAUUUUGUUUACACCUAGCUACGACCACUCAUGAAACAAAAGGGAAUGUUGUUAUAUAUAAUGGGCAAUUUAGUUUAUUUUAUUUCGUCUCAGUUUCAAAUGCGAUGGAACUGAAUCUAGGCACUGUUAUAUAUUUAUUACAGAAUAUAAAAUGUAGCUCAAAAAACCUGCUGUAAACACUUCACCUUUCUGGAAAUGUAAUAAACCUUAUUAAAAUGUUUACAGCGAGAUGUGAGUAGUCAGACCUUGAUAGGUUUCUAAGUAAUUCCUCCCUACAAAAUAAUAAAAAUAAUAAUAAAAUGCUGCAGAGUCUCUAAGGUUGCAAUCCUAUAC